Molecule: messenger RNA, 1050 nt
Organism: Entamoeba invadens IP1
Lineage: Eukaryota; Evosea; Mastigamoebida; Endamoebidae
Exons: 2
Coding region: 1-1050 (349 amino acids)
Source: RefSeq, a predicted model, not a curated record
AUGUCGCAAUCAUUCUUGUCAAAGCAACCAGAACAAACUGAUGGCUGUUUUUCUCAUGUAUGUUAUACUCUAUUUGCGGAUAUAAUCUUUUUUUUGUUUCCAUCACACCAUCUGAAGACUGUCAACAAACAACUCGCGACCUUUUUUGAAGAUGAAGACAUCACAGACAUAUGUUCAUCAUCAGUUUCAAUAGAGGGAUUUGUCAGAGAGUUUGACGAGAAUUCACUCAGGAAGGAGUUGAUGAACACAAAAUUUGACUUUGGUGAGAAGUCCCAAUUCAACGGGAAAACAUUCAACGAAAUUUUUAAAGAGAAAGGAUUCAAUGAAAUUAAAAUUGUGUUUGACACAGAAGACUUCUUUGUUCACAGACUCGAGGUCUACAACCACAAGGUUGAUGUCCAUCACCUCCUUAUACAAUUGUUUAUUAGGUGUGAGCACUCGUUGUCAGUCCAUUCGUGUCGAGACUUUUCUAAUUCAAUUUUCAAAAACGCACUCCAAGAGGGGGCCGAGGUUACAAAGAACUAUUUCAAGAAUCCAACGAUAAGCGUGACUACCGUGGAAUGGCUCAGAAUCCAGGAUUACACGUCAUAUGAUAAAGAAAAGAUGUUAUUACCAUCACAAUUGCACAACGGUCUUGGUUUAACACGUGAAGUCCACCGAACAGUCCAACACUACGCCACUCAGUACAACAGGGAUGGCGUUUCAAAUACUCCAGAACAAUGGCACAAUGCGCUUCAAUAUUUGAAACUGGAUCCUCCAUUCAAGUUCUUGAAUCCAGCCUUUGAGGGCAUAUUCUUAAGUAUUAACGAAGCAGUCAAAGAGGAUAUACAAACGAAGGGCUAUUCCCAAGUUGUUUGGGCUAUAUCGUCAAGGUGUCUGAAACGAAGAGACAGUGGCGAGAAAUUUGACUGGCUCAAAAUGGAGCAAAUCAGUCCGAUUAGCAAAGAGAUGAAUGGGUACUUUGACUCUGAUAAGUACAAAGAGAUUGUUAAAAAGAACUUCAGACCGGACAACUUGUAUAUUGACUGGAAUAUGUUCCACCCAAUGUAA